CUCCUAUUUACUCUCGUCUCUUCCCCAAUUGCACGCAACAAACCUCUCUCUCUCUCUUUCUCAUUCCCACAGUCAAACAUCCAAGAAAAAAAAACUUGGGGGCCUUGAGAAUCGAAGAAAAAGGCGAAAAAUGGGUAUGGUGGUGGUGAUUUCGCUGCCUUUUAUUCUCUUCUCCAUCCUACUUGGUUUUGGGUGUUACUUCUUCGGAAGAGCCAAAGGAAGACAGGAGGUUCGGACCAAUGCUCAAGUUUAUGGGGUACCUACACCACCACCAGGGAGUGCAGGAGCACCUAAUUCUUACCCCUCGUCUCCUCCAACACAUUUCAAGCCUAACAACUCUGCCAAUGUUUAAGUCCCUCUAGAUCCACCACGCUUAUCCGGCUUUUAUUUCUUUAUUUUUUUUCCUAUGCGAUGUUGAAGGAGUGUGAUCUUUUGAUGUUUCACCAUGUGUUGAGAUGAGUUUUGAUGUAUUGAAAGCUCAAUUGGGAAGUUGCGUUUGGUUUGGGUGUAUAUUAAUUGGUUGUAAUUGGAAUUAAUAAAACAUACUGCUGCAUAUUUUUCUCACUAA
Alnus glutinosa is the source of this 568-nucleotide messenger RNA. RefSeq lists its product as uncharacterized. The coding region runs from base 131 to 352 and encodes 73 amino acids. The transcript has a single exon. NCBI's taxonomy places the organism in Eukaryota, Viridiplantae, Streptophyta, Magnoliopsida, Fagales, Betulaceae. The record is from RefSeq and is a predicted model, not a curated record.